Messenger RNA from Syngnathus acus (greater pipefish), 1854 nucleotides. It is a transcript of the gene fbln5, whose product is annotated as fibulin 5. The record is from RefSeq and is a predicted model, not a curated record. Gene Ontology annotation, molecular function: calcium ion binding. The transcript has 11 exons. Lineage: Eukaryota; Metazoa; Chordata; Actinopteri; Syngnathiformes; Syngnathidae. Bases 138 to 1589 code for a protein of 483 amino acids.
UUUUUUUUUUUUUUAUGAAAAAGUGGCGACAUUAGUAGCGACUCGGUCCACUUUGGGGAGGGGGGGCAGUGGUCUUAGCUGACUGAGGGGGGUCAACGUUUUAAGGGUCGUCGAAGUGAAGGGAAGCUUGGGAGGAAAUGAGAAACGCACUCGGUGACAUACGUGGCUCCACGCUUUGCUCCUCUACAAGGAUGGUGGCAGCGCUGCUAUUUAUUUUGCUUUGUAUGCAGUCAGCACACAGCCAGACGUGCACAACUGGCUUCCGAUAUGACCGCAGGUCAAGACAGUGCAUGGAUGUGGAUGAGUGUCGGAGUCUUCCGGACCCCUGCAGGGGGGACAUGAAUUGCAUCAACCAGAACGGGGGUUACCUGUGCCUGCCCCACGGCCUCUACAGCCAGCCCUUUGGGCCCGACACCCCGCGGCAGCAACCUGACCCAGUGUACCCGGGGCGUGGGGGCGGGGCUGCGGGCGCCGCGGGUGCCGCCGGCACCGGGACAACCGGCGGCCAGCCGGACAGCUACGUGCCGGCGCCCCCGAGGCAGGCCGAACCCAGCUACCCUCAGCUGGGCUUCCCGGUGCCGUGCAUCCUGGGCUACACGCUGGCGGAUGACGGAACCUGCAAUGACAUUGACGAAUGCGAGAGCAACUCCCACCACUGCAACCCCACCCAGGUGUGCAUCAACACAGCGGGGGGCUACACUUGCUCCUGCACUGAAGGCUUCUGGCUCAUUGGGGGCCAGUGUCAGGAUAUUGACGAAUGUCGCUACGGUUACUGCCAGCAACUGUGUGCCAAUGUGCCAGGCUCGUAUUCUUGCUCGUGUAACCCGGGCUUCGUCCUCAACCCGGACAACCGCAGCUGCCAAGAUGUGGACGAGUGUGCGGAUGAGCCAUGCAGUCACGGCUGCUUCAACAACCACGGCUCUUUUAUGUGCAAUUGCGAUGAAGGCUUUGAGCUAGCGGCCGACGGAACUUCCUGCAAUGACGUGGACGAGUGCAGCUUCUCCGAGUUCCUGUGCCAGCAUCGGUGCUUGAACACGGCGGGCUCCUUCAACUGCAUCUGCCCGCCCGGCUACUACGUCUACGAGGACGGCCGGAGCUGCGAAGAUAUCAAUGAAUGUGAGAGUGGUAACAACACCUGUACAACAGAACGAGUCUGUUUCAAUUUCCAGGGAGGCCACACAUGCCUGGCUCCUUUACAGUGUCAGCUUCCUUACGUUGAAGUGGGCGACAAUCAGUGCAUGUGCACGGCGGGCAACCCUGCGUGCAGGGACCAGCCUUUCACCAUCCUGUACCGACACAUGGACCUGUCGUCCGGACGUAGCGUGCCUGCCGACAUUUUCCAGAUGCAGGCUACCACGCGCUACCCGGGCGCCUUCUACAUCUUCCAGAUCAAGUCGGGAAAUGAGGGACAAGAGUUCUACAUGAGGCAAACCAGCAACAUGAGCGCCACGCUGGUGCUGUCGCGGCCCAUCAAGGGCCCGCGAGAGGUGGUCCUGGACCUGGAGAUGGUGACGGUCAACAACGUCAUCAACUUCCGCGGCAGCUCCAUCAUCCGGCUGACCGUCUUUGUGUCGGAGCACCCCUUCUGACGCGCCGUCACGGUCGGGAAGCACUGACGGAACGCGCCCCGCCCCGCCUUAAUGGGCUCUUAAGGCGGCAAGAUGGACGCUCUAGCGGGAUGCGUCCGGUGUACAAUUUCUGCCAUCCUCUUCUUCGAAGCACCGCAAACGUUGUAUUCUCAGCACUGCGUCUUUUUCACUUCAGAUCAGCUGUGAACAAGACCUUUAUUGUGUAUCAUCAAAUAUGAAUUAUUGAUUACAAUAAACGUCCGUAUGAGCCGGCCACUGAAACCAC